CCCCCCCCCCCCCCCCCCCCCCCCCCGAGUGCUGGCAUGGGGAAUGGAGUACAGGAACAUCGGGGGGCGCUCACACAGGGUGAGGUGCUGCCACGGCCCUCCUCCAGCCAAUCAGAGGGUUUUAAGCAGGGCCGGUCUGUGUUGAACUCCUUGCUCUCUGGAGCCUUCGCAGGAGCUGUGGCUAAGACAGCUGUAGCUCCGCUGGACAGGACCAAGAUCAUCUUCCAAGUGUCUUCAAACAGAUUUUCUGCCAAGGAAGCAUACCGGUUGAUUUAUCGCACCUAUCUGAAGGAAGGCUUCCUGAGCUUAUGGAGGGGCAACUCCGCCACCAUGGUGAGGGUCAUCCCCUAUGCUGCCAUCCAGUUUUGUGCCCACGAACAAUACAAGAGGCUUCUGGGAAGCUAUUAUGGCUUCCAGGGCAAGGCUCUGCCUCCUGUGCCGAGACUCCUGGCUGGCUCACUGGCUGGCACCACAGCCGCCAUGCUCACGUACCCGCUCGACAUGGUGCGCGCCCGCAUGGCAGUCACGCCAAAAGAAAUGUACAGUAAUAUAAUGCAGGUGUUUGUGCGGAUCUCUCGUGAGGAAGGGCUGAAGACACUCUACAGGGGAUUCACUCCAACUAUACUGGGUGUGGUUCCUUACGCAGGCCUCAGCUUCUUCACUUAUGAGACGCUUAAGAAACUCCACGCAGAGGAGACAGGACGAGCUCAGCCCUACUCAUACGAGCGGCUGGCGUUCGGCGCGUGUGCCGGCCUCAUCGGUCAGUCAGCUUCAUACCCGCUGGAUGUGGUGCGACGGCGCAUGCAGACAGCAGGUGUGACGGGCCACACGUACGGCACCAUCCUGGGCACCAUACGCGAGAUCGUAUCGGAGGAGGGCAUCAUCCGCGGCCUGUACAAAGGCCUGAGCAUGAAUUGGGUCAAAGGGCCUAUAGCUGUGGGCAUCAGCUUCAUGACCUUUGACCUCACCCAGAUCCUGCUACGCAAAGUGGGUGCACGAUAGCCCAUCACGUUGGAGAAGACUCUUUAGAGGCAACACUCUAACCCAAGAUGUCUGCCUGUACAUCUGAGGCAGCCUGGAUUGGAAUAAUCGGGGUCUUCUUGCUGCUCGUGUCAGACCCAGGGAGGAGGAGGAGGAGUGAAAUCAAGCGAACAUGCUGCCGGAGAAAACAGGAAGUUGAUCAACUGACACACAAACACAGAGAUGGGUCUGUUGUGGAAGUUUGUGUUUCUACAUUUUGCAGGAAUAUGAAGUAACUUCUUUUUUUUUUGUUUGUUUGUUUGUUUGUUUUCUGAGUUGGAGAAUCUCUUGGUAACUGGUGUGUGUGUGUGUGAGAAAUAGAGUUACAGACAGAGACAGAACAAAUGUAUCUCCUGUAUGAUCUCUCCUUUUACACUGCCGUCUCACAAAGUGUCCAAGUCCAGCGAUAUCCAGCAAAAGUGCUACAUGUUCAUGCUGAAGCUGGGCGAUUAUUCAAAUCUUUACAUCAGUGUUAUGAGAAAUUCAGUGGCUCGGUUACCAGCAGCCAAUCAGGAGAUAGAAAUGAUGGGGAGGGGGAGAUCUUGAUUUGUUUAAGCAUUGUGACGACGGUUUAGGUUUUAAAAGGCGUGUUGUGUCGUGUUCUUAAAAAUGAGCUGAAAAAUAGUGAGCAUUUAAACUUCCUGGUGCUGUUUAACGAAUACACGCGCGCAUUUUACAAACUGAGCCGUGUCGGCACUUAGCAGGAGAAAAACCACCGUAUAUUCACAUCUCCCUCAGCUCUGCUUCAUGCCUGAACAUAAAACAGACGUUCAAUGUUUUUAUAGAUACUAUCUAUAUCUGUAGGUGUUCUCUUUUUCUCUAUCUGUGAUUUUCCUUUCUCCCUUGUGAUGUGUGAUGCGUCUGAGCUGCCUUGAUUGCUAAGUAGUGCGCGCACACACCCCAUCAGCCAUGAUUUAAAAUGUUUUUUAUUUCGUUUCAUCCGUAUGAGUUUGAGAUGAUCACUUAGGAGUGAGCCUAUAAAUAAGGGUCACUACUAAGUGAAUAUAAAAACAGCAAUAAGGCUGUAAUGGAGCAGAACGGAGAGGUGUUAAAGGGAAGUUUGGAGCGUCAUGCUGUUCUUGCUCACUGCUGAUGAAUGGUGUCCACUGCUUCUAUCUUUAUCCUGUGCAGUAUGUGGAGCCACUUGCACCAUAGACGGCUGAGAGCAGGUGUGUGUGUGUGAGAGAGAGAGAGAGAGAGCGCUGACCAGCUGUAGGCAGUAAAAUGCAAUGCGCGUGUGUGUGUGUGUACAUCUCCGUGCUUUAGUAGGUAUGCCAUGGUGCAUAUUAAGGUGUGUGUGUAUGUGUUGGUUGUGUAAAUGAUGUUCAGCUGCAGAUAGAUUUAAGUGCCUACAGAGAGAGUAGACAGACGUACUAUAACCGAAACACGCUAUCGGAUCUUUCUAUGUCGCAUAUCUUUGUGUCUUUGACCUGGAAGUGUGGCUAUACAGUAGAAAUGAUUUAAGCUACACAGCUUGACCUACUUAGAGUAAAGCUUUAACGUGCACUACAUGCAUCUUUCUAGUUCUAGAUACAUAACAACAGUACAAAGUGACGAGGAACGGUCCAGUAGGGUACGAGUGCCCUCGUUUCUGAUGCUUCUUGCAGUUCUCUGCAGAUCUGUGGCGUGUAUCUUAAUGCCAUUUGAGCGUGUGUGAUAAAAGUUGCCAUAGGUAAGAGCUCAUUCUGACUAACUGCAUGAUUUUCUUAGGUGUUCAGUGAAUCACUUUCCAGAUCAUCUUCAACUCCUGAGGAAAUUUAAAGGAAUAUUCUGAGCGCUUUUUAGUAUCAUGAAUGUAGCGUAAUGACUGCGAUUCCUCUGAACUGGAAUUUCACCACAUUUCUGUGCAAAAAAAAGAACAAAAAUCUUUUUUUUUUUCCCCCCCUCUCUCCAGAUCUCAUUUAUAUUGUAUGUAAAGGACACAUUAUGCAAAACACUUUAAUGAAGACACUGUAUCUUUGAAGAAAUGAAGGAAGACCUUCCUCUUAUUCGGUAUGAUGUGCAUUCAGACCGGACUGCUUUUUCAUUUCUCAUUUCUGUAAAUGUGAUGGUGCUGCUGCGGACGGCACAAAAAUGACUUUUUUUUUUUUUUGGUUGGAAAUGUACAUGACGCUUCAUGUAAGAAAAGCAGCUUUUGGUAUCAUGUCUUCCUCAUUGUAACACGCUUCUUGUUCACGUGUCACAGUUCUGUUGAAUUUGACAUCGAUGCAAAUGUGUUCUGUUUCCGUUAUUAGACUUUGUGUCCGAUUUCUGUUCUGGAGUAGACAUGCACCGAUGUUUGAUGGCGUGCUCAUUUCCUCACGCUUGUAAAAAUUCUCCAAUAUUGACAUCCAGUACCACAUAUUAGUAUGUAAAGUAAGUUUAGGGUACAUUGUCGCUAAUUAGUGUACACUGGGGGCGGCACGGUGGUGUAGUGGUUAGCGCUGUCGCCUCACAGCAAGAAGAUCCUGGGUUCGAGCCCCGGGGCCGGCGAGGGCCUUUCUGUGCGGAGUUUGCAUGUUCUCCCCGUGUCCGCGUGGGUUUCCUCCGGGUGCUCCGGUUUCCCCCACAGU
Molecule: messenger RNA, 3572 nt
Organism: Neoarius graeffei (lesser salmon catfish)
Lineage: Eukaryota; Metazoa; Chordata; Actinopteri; Siluriformes; Ariidae
Gene: slc25a42
Product: solute carrier family 25 member 42
Exons: 7
Coding region: 37-1002 (321 amino acids)
Biological process (GO): transmembrane transport
Cellular component (GO): mitochondrial inner membrane
Source: RefSeq, a predicted model, not a curated record